This is a messenger RNA of Apis laboriosa (Himalayan honeybee), 3125 nucleotides long. RefSeq lists its product as uncharacterized. Lineage: Eukaryota; Metazoa; Arthropoda; Insecta; Hymenoptera; Apidae. The record is from RefSeq and is a predicted model, not a curated record. Bases 8 to 1843 code for a protein of 611 amino acids. The transcript has 5 exons.
GUCAACCAUGAAGUUACUGCCAUUGCUUGCACUCAGCUACUGCUCUAUCGUCGUUGUACUAUCGGAAAGUACAGAAAGCGCGAAAAGCACGAAGGAACAAGAUUUAAAGGCACGCGCGUCGAAACAACUCGAACGAUUGGCCCCCUAUCGAAGAGUGCACGACAACAAGCAACCAAUAUCCGACGAACAGUGGCAAUUGCUCGAGAAUGCGGCCAAGGAUCCCGAAAUCAGGGCGUUCAACGAGGAAAAAAUCUUGGAGAUCUAUUGGCUUCUUCCCGAAAACGUGCAGAAGGACAUCAUAGAGAAAAUUGGCGGGAGUCGAGAGAUAAUCGAGAUGCUGGCAAAUAAAAAGUACAUGGCGUUGGUGGAGGAUAAAGAUAUCAAUAAAAGAUCAGGAUCGAAACGCGAAACGUACAGUCACGAUGGAUACGAGACACCAACUAGCGGAUAUCCGUCCCAGGAAUACGCAGAGUACGCGCCAGAGUACGGAGAUCAAUAUGGGAAACCUGAAUCGUCCGGAUCCGAUUCUGGAUCGAUCCUAAAGGGAUCUGGGAGUUUGAUCGGUGGUCUAGCCAAAGGCAUUAUCGGUGGCCUCGUCAGUGCAUCGGGAAGCGCAUCGAAAGGUUCAUCUUCGGUCUCGGCCUCGAGUUCUCAGUCAAGCGUCCAAUCAAGCUCGAAUAGUGGUGAUAAGCCAAAGCCAAGGCCGGAAUAUGGACAAGUUUACUCGUAUGGCGAAAAGGUGUUCGACGUUUGGGACUUCAAAAAGGCGAUCGUUAGCACAUUAAUGCAAGCCAUAAAAGCUAUAAGUGGCGGUGUGAUUGCUUUGAAAGGUCAGCUAUUGAAAGGAAGCGGUUACCUUGUCUCUUCAAAAGGAAAAAUAAUUAGUAAAACUGGGGAUGUGAUCACUACAUUGGGUCGAAAUAUCGCUAAGAGUGCCGUGCAACCUCGUACGGAGUCACCCCCUCCCAUGUAUUUGUACGAUCAUCCUCCUCCACCAAUUAGUCACGAAGAUAUUUACGAAGGGCCUCCUCCACCCGAUCACGAGGAAUAUAGCGGGCACCAUGGAUAUCAUGAAAAUGCGAAUUAUGAAUCCUCGGAUAUCGAAGAUCAGGCGGGCCUACUUAUUGCGAAACCGACGAAACCUGACAACCAUGAUCACCACACUGUGAACUUGGAAAUUCGAAAACCUGCUGUGACGCAUCCGGAAGACGAUUAUUACGGGCCACCACCUGAAUUACCUCACAAAGAUAUCGAGAACACUGUGAUACCGAAUUAUCACUUUAAUCAAGAUGACCACAAAGUGAACUCCAAUUCUCCAUUGCCAUCCAGCUACGACGUUAUGAUUCAACAUUCGUCGAAUGAUCAAAAUGGAUACGACUAUCCAAUCUAUCCUCCACUUGCUCCUAGUCCUCCAUCGAAUCUUCAUGCACCGUUCACGAUUCAACAGAGCAUCGAGUAUCCACCUAUACACAUUCAAUAUUCUAUCCCUGACAAAGGAAACUUGCAUUUUCCAAAGAGUGAUAUGUCUAGCAACGAUUUGUCCGUGUACUCGAGCUUAUCGAUAGAUACGAAUCCUAAAAUAGAAUCGAUUAAAAUAUCCGCGGAAUUGCCCAAGUUGCAAUCUCUUGCAAACAUCUCCAAGAGUCCAUUGCUUCCAUAUUCUUACUCCAUGCUACAGGGGCCUUUAAAGAUACCACUACUGACUCCAUAUUGGCAAAAUCAGGGAUUGAUUCAACCUUUCACUAAUUUCAACAUGCAUGGAUUGUAUCAGAGAAAAAGUAGUGGACAGAGAAGAAGAUCCAUAAACGAAUUUGUUCACCGUAUGAGACUACCUAGAGGGUAAAUUGAAAGACAGGUAAUUAGAAUAAUGUAUGUUAGAUGUGAAAUUUUAUUUACCAUGAACACUUUGCACGUGAUUAAUUGUGUUAAAUUAAAAAUAAUACGAAAGAAAUAAUUUUUUUGUUUGUUUGAAUUAUAUUACGAUCAAUAAUGGAAUUUUAAACCUGUAUCUUUAUAUGUUUGAUGUCUGAAUACGCCCAUAUUUAACUUUAUCUUUUAAUAGUUGUAUCACUUGGUUUUACAACAUCUGCAUGAUAUUUGGCAUCUUGUGUGUCUUUGGCCACAAUAUGUGUUUAGUUGUGCUUUUCUUUGCUUUUUAUAGUUAAAUGAACACCAUGUCUUUCUUUUGUGAUAAUUCACAAAAAUUAUAUAUAUUAAAUUCAAUAUUUUAUGUUCCAGUGGUUUACUCUUAUGCGCAUUAUUACCCGCACAAUGGAUUUAAAAAACAUCGAUAUUAUCGUACUAAACACAGAAAGAAUUAACUUUAAAAUUUGAAACUAAAGUGAGUGGAAAAAGAAUUAAGUGGGUGUGUUAUAUUACUCAAUUGAGAAUUAGCUAGGCAUAAUUUAUCUACCUACGUAUAUAUGUAUCCAUCCGUGUUGCGGCUUUCGCCUCGUUACAAAAGAAGACUAAGAAAUUUCAUGGAUGGAUUCAACGGAAAUCAUUCGUGGACGAAUCUUCUUGGGAUUAUUCUGGAAAAAGAAAGCGGUCCAACGUGUAAAUUAAAAAACGAUGAAUGUUGUUGAAUUUUGAGUUACAAGCAUAAGUCAAUGUAAAGGAUACUCAUUAUAGUUGAUUUUAUCUUGUGAUAUAUGUUGAAUCGCUAAUAAGUUUUUUCUUUUUCUUUUUUUUUUUUGUGUAUGAUUGCAACAUUAAGGUACAAUUUUUGUGUCUAGUUUGUUUUUAGAGCUUUUUAUAUGAUGCUCAUUGAUUAUUAAUUUUUAAGAAGAAGAUGAAUGUUGUGUAUGAAAGUAUAUAACGAAUUCAUUAUGCGUACAAAUGCAAAUGAAGCUCGAGAAACUUUUAUGCAAUGAAGGAGGCCAUAACAAUGAGAGUAACUAGUUUAACCUUCCUUCCUCUUUUUUAACGCUCUUCAGAAUUUAUAAUUAUAGAUAUCGUAAUAUUUGUAACGCGAUAUAGUUCUAAUUAGUCGUCGUAAUAGUCGUGUAUAUACUUUUGUAUAAAUAGAAUAUCAAUAAAUGAAUCUGAUAUUGUUUUUUUUGUUUUAAAUUAAUUUUGUUUUAUUCCAAUCUUUCUUUAUAUCUUCAAUUUUAUCCAUAGAUUGA